AAAUCAACCAAAAAUUCAGAAUUGUUCUGAAACAAGAUGUGUCCGUUAAACUCAUGGAAAAUAUACUGAAUAUUUUAUAGUAUCUUAGCGACUUAACAUUCACUAAGUGGCCUGGGAUAGACAAAUGUCGAGAUUUUAAGGGGAUAUCACUCACUGCCAGACACGUGGAGGAGGUGAUUCACUUAUUUACUACCGCCUCAUUCGGUUUAGACGCUACAACAUGGAUUUCGAGUCCAAGAUUUAUAAGCCCAUUGAAAGUGUUCGUGUUGAAGGAAUUGUCUUUUUGAAGAUGAUAAAACAUUAUGAGGAGGAAUCAAUAUCCAGCCAAAACUUUGUAAAUGGCGUUCUAUUGGGUCUUGCGCAAGGCAGCCAACUUGAGAUCACGAACUGCUUUCCGUUGCCUAAAACCCAAGAUGAUGAUCCUAAUGCUAAUGAAGCAUUGAUUAAUUAUGAGGCCAACAUGAUUCGUAAUUUGAGACAGUUAAAUACGGACUACCUAAAUGUUGGGUUUUACCAAGCUGGUCCUGGCGGUGUUUCUAUAAAUCGUGCUAAUAUUGACAACAUAUAUCAACGACAGAGCUACCUACCUGAAUCUGUGUUACUCACUUAUGAUCCAACAAGAACCAGUAGAGGUCAGAUUGGUCUGAAAGCGUAUCGCUUGUCUGAUGAUGUCCUUGCUGCAAGGUCAGAAGCUGAAGAACGUCUUCGUCUAAGUGGAAAUCAAAAGGGUCCUGAGGUUCCAUGGGAAUGUGAAGCAGCAGGUAGUGUUGGUCGUAGCAGUUUCACUCGUGUAUUGGAGGAGAUACCUGUUGUAAUACAUAAUUCCCAUCUUGUAAAUAUUCUCUUAACUGAAAUCGUUGAUAAUCAAGAAUUAUCACGUUCAGAGCUUUCUGCAAAAUCGUCAAUACUAGAUCUUGCCCCACCCCUUCCAACAGAUCAUCCUGGCCGUUAUUCUACCCUCAACUUAAGCAUGGCUUCUAGUUUAGAGCAACAGCUACGUUCUCUACUUGUUGGUCUAGAUAGUGUGCAUGAUCUUCAAUACCUGUACCAGCGUAGUUUAACAAAAUCCCAAACUGCUGUCACUGGAAAGACUGCGACUGAGGCUCGAAACCGGGAGUUGGCGCCAAUUCGUCUUGAUACAGCAUUGAUUUCAGCUCAGCUUGAUUUCUAUUGUAACAGUCUCUCUCAGAUGGCAGGUCAAACUAUGGGCAAACUGAUGCUAACACAAGCUGUACAAGAGACAAGUUCAACGGGAAGCUCUAAAUUUCAAAGAUUCUAAUAUUAAAGAAGUCUUUCACUUGACUACUGUUAUAACAUAAGAAAUAUAUACAUUUUGGUGCUUGUAAAACUAUGUAUUUGCUUUCUCUCUUGUAUGUGGAUUCAUUGUUGUGAGACUUUUUUGGAGGGCGGGGGUAGGCAGAUGUCGCUUUGUAAACAUUCUAGGCU
Trichobilharzia szidati is the source of this 1446-nucleotide messenger RNA. The record is from the annotation of a GenBank genome assembly. NCBI's taxonomy places the organism in Eukaryota, Metazoa, Platyhelminthes, Trematoda, Strigeidida, Schistosomatidae.